CACUCCUACUUAUUUGGGGGGGACACACACUUCUAAUGCGGUUUUGUGGCAAAUGGGGGGAUAUGUGCUCCACUCCGACGGCUGGUGUCUGUAAUGUCGGGAAUGAACUGAGUUUUGGGCGUGUUGUGAGUGCACACAGGCCUGGUAUUGACCACCGAUAAGCAACUGAACUUUUCCGAGACCCAAAGUUGUCAGGCAGCGCAUCUUGCACGCAUGCGCAUCAUCCAAUCCAGCUCUAAAUAAGAGUUAAAACAGAAACGAGGUUGGUGAUAUCAGGAGUGGGAAUGACUGAGACGCCACCCAGUGAUGGCCCCUCCCAGGGAGCUGACUUUGACAUGAUGGGUGCUCUGGACUGGAAGGAUGGUAUUGCCACACUACCAGGCAGUGAUAUCAGGUUUCGCAUGACGGAGUUUGGGACCCUUGAGAUUGUCACAGACGGAGAAGUCAAAGGCCAGGAGGCGGACCCUAAAUGUAAGACCUUGGACCCAGCUCCGUCUCACACGCCCACCCCUCCACCAGAGGGCCAAUCACAGACCAGCACAGCCAAAGCUCCGGCCAAUCAGAGUAAGCCAGGACCGUCUCAAGCUAAAGCGGCUGGUCCUGUGAUUUUGUCUUUAGAGGACGGCCCCAGCAUGGAGGGUCCCAGCGUGGAGGUCGGCCCCAGUGUUGAAGUUGGCUCCAGUGCGAACGCGGGGCCGAACGGGGAGCUGUCGAGAUGCAGGGCCUGUGGCGCCCGUUUUUCUGGGGACGGCAAAUUCUGUGCCACUUGUGCUCAGCCCUCGAGUGGCAGAUCAUCUCCAGGGGAAGCACGGGAGACUCAGGGGGUGGAAGGCGAGAGGCUCGGCAAACGUGUGCGCAAAAAGAGAAAGAUCUACAUGGAUUCUGGCGACGAGGAGGAAGACAACCAGGAAGAACCAGAGGAAAAAGCCAAGACGACCAAAGGCAGGAGAGGAGCCAAAAUUGCUAAACUGGUGGCCGCCCAACCCAGUAAGAAGCGAGCCUGGAGUUGGCCCGCCUACCUUGAAGAGGAGAGGGCCAUUGCCGCUCCAGUCAAACUAUUCAAAGAGCAUCAGUCAUUUCCUCAAAGCAGGAACAGCUUUAAGGUGGGAAUGAAGCUGGAGGGGCUCGACCCAUCUCACCCGUCUCUGUUCUGUGUGCUCACUGUUGCAGAGAUCCAAGGCUACAGGGUAAGACUGCAUUUUGAUGGCUACCCAGAAUGCUACGACUUCUGGGCCAACGCCGACUCGUGGGACCUGAAACCAGCCGGAUGGUGUGAGAAGAACGGACACAAGUUAUUGUUGCCUAAAGGUUGUAAGGAUGGAGAGUUUAGUUGGAGCAUGUAUGUGAAGAACUGCAGGGGUCAACUGGCUCCAAAACACCUUUUCAAGAGCCUCAACACAUCCGUAACUCCAUCCGGAUUUAGAGCAGGGAUGAAACUGGAGGCGGUCGACAGGAAGAACCCUUUGUUGAUCUGUGUAGCAACAAUCGCUGCCGUUGUCGACAACCGCCUGCUCAUUCAUUUUGACAACUGGGAUGACACAUAUGAUUAUUGGUGUGAUGCUAGCAGUCCAUACAUCCACCCUGUGGGUUACUGUAAAGAGGCUAACCUAACUCUGACCACUCCAGCUGGUAAGACACAGACCACCACAUCCGUGGAAUAUAAAGAACCCAAGAGUUUCUCAUGGGAGAAGUACCUGGAACAGACGGGGACACAGGCUGCUCCUGCACGAGCCUUCAAACCGCGACCUCCGCAUGGUUUCCAGAUCGGCAUGAAGGUGGAAGCUGUGGAUAGGAGGAACCCUAUGCUCAUUCGUGUUGCCACUAUAGUGGACACAGAGGACCACAGGCUGAAGAUUCACUUUGAUGGCUGGAGCUCAGAGUACGACUACUGGGUGGACACCGACUGUCCAGACCUGCACCCUGUGGGGUGGUGUCAGAAAACUGGACACCCACUACAGUACCCUAACAGCUCCAGUGAUUUAUUGACGGCCCCGGGACAAGGAUGUCCUACGCCAGGAUGCAACGGGGUGGGGCACAUCAGGGGACCUCGCCAUGGGACACACUACAGUCAGGUGAGCUGCCCCUACUCGGAGAUGAAUCUGAACAAGGAGGGUUUGCUGCCGGACCGCCUCAGCGGAGAGCGACCCCUCGCCCUCAGCGGACCUCACCCUCGCGGCCGACGCCCCGACCCUCACGCCAACGUCGUGACGCAGGCCUCGACGCCGGAGCCGCCUGAGGGAGCCGAGGACGCCCAGAACAGGAAACCGGUGACAGUGGAGGCUGAGCGAUCGGGACGCAACAGCCAGUCGGAGCCAGUUGGGGGAGCCAGCGAGCAAAGCCACAACGGAACAAGGCCGAAGCGGACGGCUCCAGUCCCCAAGUACCUGAAAAUGCACUAUGUCAAAGAGGAGAUAGGUGAUGGUAAAGCCUCUCCAGAUGCCAUCUCUCUCCAGCAGGCCCUCCACGAGUCUGUGUUCUCCCCCGGCCUCUCCGCCUCUCCUCCCCACCGGGUGGCUCUUUGCUGGGACAAACACUGCCAGCUGCUGCCCGAGGUCCUGGGGCUCACUGCCAAGAGAGUGGCCGCUUGGAGCGCAGAGGAGGUGGCCAGUUUUGUCAAAGGACUCCCAGGAUGUAAAGAACACGCUGCUACAUUUAAAACAGAGCAAAUAGACGGCGAGGCCUUCCUGCUACUCACCCAAGCGGACAUCGUCAAGAUCCUGUCAAUCAAGUUGGGGCCCGCUUUGAAGAUCUACAACUCCAUCCUUAUGUUGAAGAACGCCGACGAGGAGUAGGACCCUCCGCUCCACGAGGGGUCGUUCCUUCCUCGAGGUUCCUCAGCUCCGGAUUCAUUUUUAGACACUUGACUAAAAACAUUUGAUAAAAAAAAAGAAAGAAAGCAAGAACAAGUUUCAUUUGUCGAGCUCUGCUCUGCAACGGUGCAGCUACACGAGAGAAACGAGUGGAAGCCAUCAUCUCAAAAAACAUCCAUCUCCUCCUCCCUCCUCCCUCCUCCUCCUCUCUCUAUGAUGGACACGUCGACCUGAUGGGAGAGUUCACACAACACCACGAGGUUUCCUUAACUUAUAUCAUGUUUGUUUACUGAAUGAUUAAAAAAGGAAAAAAAAAAAAAAAAAAAAACUACAGGCACCUUCGAGGCUUCCAUUGUAAAGUCUGUGAAUUGGAUUCGGUGUCGCGAUUCUGUUGCGUUUUUCAUUUUAUCCGAACUGUAACGAAAUGGUGCUUGAGCUCAGAGCUGACGGAACAACAAGUGUUUCUUUUUACGUGGGAACGGACUUUAAUUUUCGAACGAUGCAAAAUACAAUCUCGGGAGCCGUGGAAAGAUUUAAAAAUGUGAAGCCCGGUGGAGCAGGAGAAGCGCUGUGUCGUUCAGCUUCUCUCCUGUAGGUGGAGGAAGUGGGCCGCUCCACAGGCCCAAAGGGCAUGAGCGUCUGGUUAGUUUAGGGUUGGCUGGAGCUCGGCUCGAAUGGGGGGAUGGUUUAAACUCUGUGUGUGUGUUUGUGUGUUUGUGUGUGUGUGCGAGUGUGAUUAAGUGUGUUUGGGACAUGAGGAUGUCAUUUCCUACCAUCUCGCGUGUGUUGGUUUUCUGGUUAGAGGAUUGUUCUGUGACAAGCGGGACUAAGGGCUAAUUGUUAAAUCAAGGAAACGUGCAGCCUUUUAAGGUGGAACAGGACAAUGAACCAGCUCUGCUCUCGUUAUGAAUGUUAAACUAAAGCUUUCAGUUGUUCUGUUGUUACUAAUCACCUUGCCCAUGGUUCAAAUAACCUCUGUCAUUCUCAAUGUAAAUAGUAUACAGCUAUAAAAGGAUUGUCUCGCUCCCUGCCAGAGUUUACUGCUGCUUGGUUAUGCAAAGGCUUGACAUCUGUCUGCAGGGGAAGAGGUUGUGGCAGUGAACUGAAAAAAAAAAAGAGAGAGAGAGAGCCUCAAUUCAUAGAGUUUGAGAAAGAAAUAACAACAUUGUCAGUGUAUCUGUGCGUGUACAUCAGCAAGUUGGAAUGUGUACAUCAGCAACUGUUUAUAUGCAAACAGCUUUUAUUUAUGUAUUAAGUAAUUUAAUGGGUAACGGUACUAUGCUGUUCUGGCUCCGAGGUAGCUGUGGCUGUUUGACGGAGUGUGUGAAUGGGUGAAAAUAAAUGAGAUGCACACGG
This is a messenger RNA of Mugil cephalus (flathead mullet), 4166 nucleotides long. RefSeq names its product L3MBTL histone methyl-lysine binding protein 1b (gene l3mbtl1b). Lineage: Eukaryota; Metazoa; Chordata; Actinopteri; Mugiliformes; Mugilidae. Gene Ontology annotation, molecular function: protein binding; zinc ion binding. The coding region runs from base 285 to 2792 and encodes 835 amino acids. Gene Ontology annotation, biological process: regulation of DNA-templated transcription. Gene Ontology annotation, cellular component: nucleus. The transcript has 22 exons. The record is from RefSeq and is a predicted model, not a curated record.